CCAGGAAAGGAGCAGAUGAUAUGGCAGCUUUGUGAGCGGCCAGGUGGAACUCGCUUUUGUUUAAUCGGGGUGACAGCGGAACAUGAGUACAGUUUAACCCGCACGCCGCAGCGGGGGAUCCGAAAAUGAUAUACCUGAUAUUAAUUUCUGCCUUCUCCGGGGCCAUCGUCACGCUCCUUCUGCAGCUCUUACUGGUGUACCGGAGGAGCCCAGAGCCUGUCGCUAGGACUGUUCAAUAUGUCAAAGCAGUUCCUGAUCCCGCACUGAGGGAUUACUUUAGCAACCAACAAUGCGAAUCAACGCAGCUACAACCGGAUAUCACAUCGUCUGCCUCCAAACAACCGGAGGCCUCUUCUCCAAAGCAGCAAGAGACCACCGUCCCCGGCAGCAGCCCCAAACAACAGCCGCCGUCUUCGCCACCGCCUUCCCUGAGCGACUUUCAGCACGCCUCCAAAGCAGAGACAUGCGAUUUCCUCAAUGCCAUAUUUCUGUUUUUGUUCCGAGAGCUCCGAGACACCCCCGUCGUCAGGCACUGGAUCACUAAAAAGAUCAAGGUAGAGUUUGAGGAGCUCCUCCUGACCAAGACCGCCGGGCGUCUGCUGGAGGGGCUCAGUCUGCGGGAUAUCUCCCUGGGCAACUCGGUGCCCGUUUUCAAAACAGCCAGACUCAUGAAACCCGUGGCUCUCAAUGAAGACAACAUGCCAGAGGAGCUCAAUUUCGAGGUUGACUUAGAAUAUAACGGCGGCUUUCAUCUGGCCAUUGAUGUCGAUUUAGUAUUUGGCAAAUCGGCUUAUCUGUUUGUGAAGAUGACCCGGGUGGCGGGCCGCCUAAAGCUGCAGUUCACUCGCAUGCCUUUCACGCACUGGUCAUUCUCCUUCCUGGAGGACCCGCUCAUAGACUUCGAGGUGAAGUCUCAAUUUGAGGGCCGUCCUCUGCCCCAGCUCACCUCCAUCAUAGUCAACCAGCUCAAGAGAGUUAUCAAGAAGAAGCACACUUUACCGAACUACAAGAUAAGGUACAAGCCCUUUUUUCCUUUCCAAGUGCAGCCACCUUUGACGUCGUCAUGUGACCUGGACAUCUCAAUCCGAGACACGCUAUUGGUGGAGGGGCGUCUACGUGUCACACUUGUUGAAUGUAGCAGGUUGUUCAUCCUGGGCUCAUAUGAAAGGGAGACAUAUGUUCACUGCACCUUAGAGCUCAGCUCCGAUGAGUGGCGGGAAAAGACUCGCAGCUCCAUCAAAGAGACAGAGGUGAUCAAAGGACCAUCUGGGAGCGUGGGGAUGACUUUCAGGCAUGUUCCGGCCAGUGAUGGUGACACAGUGCACGUGAGCAUAGAAACCGUCACCCCAAACUCUCCAGCUGCCCUGGCGGACUUACAGAGAGGAGAUCGCCUCAUUGCUAUUGGAGGAGUCAAAGUGACGUCCUCUGUCCAAGUGCCGAAACUUCUGAAACAAGCUGGAGAGAGAGUGAUAGUCUUGUAUGAGAGGCCAGUCCGUCACCAGGUGCCUGCUGUGGGGUUGGGGACACUCCAAGAAACCCUUGGCCCAAUAGAGGAGCCUAGCUAUCUUCCUCAUCCUGGGGGCUACGAGGAGGACCCAGCCCCAAUAACCACCAUGGACAUAUCUGAUAACAGAGACAAUGACUCUGAGUUUGAGGAGCUGAUCGUUGAGUCCAAAUCAACUGCAGCUCCAGUCACUGUUGACACUAAGGAGGAUUUCCUACUCUCUGUAAACCAAAGUCCCAAAAAAACUGUGGCCAACCUGGCCAAGCCCCUUGGUUCCAUCUCACCAAUUCUCAACCGCAGGCUGAACCUUCAGUCACCACUCAAAUCCCAGUCCAAAGAAUCACCAAAGCCCGCAACUCUCAAGACUGCUGAACCUUCCGAACAGCCACAGAGACCAACAGUGCCCCCUCCUCCACCACCUGCACGCCCUCCUGUUCCUCCCAGGCCCCAUAUAAAAGUCACAUCUGCUUCAGAAAGCCAAAGCCUGGUAGAAGGUAAUGAACCUGCUGUGGAAAAAAGUCCAGAGAAAACGCAACCCAUUACUGGCAAUGGCGAAAAAACAUUAGAAAAAAUCCCUGUUAAGUCACCAGAGUUGAAGCCUGUGAGCAAGCACCCUGAUCCCACAGAGGAAAUCCUAAAUAUUCCAGCCACAAACAAACAAGAUUCAGCCAAAGACAAAAUAUCUGAGAGCUCCUCCAACACUAGGGACAGUGUAGACGAGCAGGGUCUCUGGGAAUCGUCUGAGACCAUGUACCGCAGCAGAACUGCCCGCUGGAACAAAGCCUCUGUGAUCUUUGAAGUGGAAAACAACCACAAAUUCCUUAAUAUAGCACUUUGGUGCAAGAACCCCUUCAAGAUCGGGAGUCUCUUGUGCUUAGGGCAUGUCAGCUUGCGCUUGGAACACAUAGCACUGGAAUGCUUAUCUACGUCAUCCGCUGAAUAUCAGAGCACCUUCCGUCUAUGUGCUCCUGAACCAAGGGCCAGCGUCAGCCGUACCGCUUUGCGCAACUUAAGCACUCACAAAGGUUUUAAUGAGAAACUCUGCUAUGGAGAUGUUACAGUCAACUUCACUUACCUGGCAGACGGGGAGUCAGACCUCUCCAGUGGACUGACAGAACGUGAGCGGGAUGGGAGUCUUCAGGAAGAGGACUUAAAAGACCGGGAAAAGGAGAGAGACCAGGUGCUCAUGGUAACCCGGGAUGAACAGAGUUACAGUGGCAUGCAGAUAGGAGAGAUGCGGCACAAUUUUCAAGACACUCAGUUCCAGAAUCCCACUUGGUGCGAGUAUUGCAAGAAGAAGGUGUGGACCAAGGCUGCCUCGCAGUGCAUGACCUGUUCUUAUGUCUGUCACAAGAAGUGUCAAGAGAAAUGUCUAACAGAGCACCCUUUCUGCGUAGCCACCUCAGACCGGCGUGGGGCAGAUCCUGAGGCAAAGUCCACCAUUAACCGGGCAACUACUGGACUUACACGACACAUUAUCAACACUAGCUCUCGACUCCUCAAUCUGAGGCAGGUGCCCAAAACCAGACUUGCAGAACAGGUUGCAGAAAUAGGAUCAGGGGUGGUGGAACCUUCUCCGAAACACACGCCUAACACAUCUGACAACGAGAGCAGUGACACCGAGACCUAUGCUGGGGCCAGUCCUUCCAAGCAGCCACCUGGUAGUGGUGGAUCCAAACUGUUGCGCAAGGAAGGUGGGCUAGAUGACAGCGUGUUCAUCGCCGUCAAAGAGAUUGGUAGAGAUCUUUACCGUGGCCUACCGACAGAUGAGCGUUCGCAGAAACUGGAGUUUAUGUUGGACAAGUUGCAGCAGGAGAUUGACCAAGAGUUGGAGCAUAACAACUCUCUAAAUAUGGAAGAACGAGAGACAAUUGACUCUCGACGCAAGGCCCUCAUCUCUGCAGCUCUGGCCAAGUCUGGUGAACGUCUCCAAGCUUUGACUCUGCUCAUGAUUCACUACCGUGCUGGCAUCGAAGAUCUAGAGUCUGUAGAAAGCACAUCACCAUCUGAACAGCAUGGCUUUCCAAAGGCAAAGUCUGAGGGUCUGGAGGAGGCCCUAAUGGGCACAGAAGUGUACGACAGUGACAUUUGCAGUCCCGUUGAUGUUCAGAUGCUGGAUGACAUUACAGAGGAGCAGAUCUGUGUAGAGGCGUUUCCGUAAAGAUGACAAAAGGCACUAGGGGCUUGGGACUCAAGAACAAAGACUUUUUAUCAUGUAUGAUUUGGAUUAAGGUUGACCUGUGAGCGUUCCACAUGUGAUUUGUGAGGUUUGCAAAAGUAUUCCUGAAAAUCACUGCAAUGUACUGUUGAGGAAUUUUCAGAGGGUGUCAGUAGUUUACCAUUUUUUUUUACUUUUUAAUUUUUAAAAAUUAUUUCCCCCUUUAGUCUUUUAGUUGCAGCUGUAGAGGACAACCCAUCAAUCUGAAGACUUUCAGCAGUAUUACGUAAAAUAGACAAAAUACAUUGUGAUCAAGCCGAGUUUUACCUGCCUUACCUGAAAGGUGUAGUCAAUUUUUUAAACAUUGAAGCUUCAAAAGGGAGAGUCAGUGUGAGCUUGAAGCGAGAGGACCUUGAAUACGUAUUUUUAUUCAAACUUUGUGUAUUAGUACAGACUGAAUUAUAUAUGUGUGCUGUUAGUGAUGUACUUGGUUGGAAAUACACCCUGCCUAGUGUGUUUUGAGCUUCAAGCCCCCCUGCCUUAUCAAUCAACUACAAAAUGUAGGAUUUUACCUGAACAGUCCAUAGAACAUGAUGCCAUUCCUAACCAACAUUGUCCUCGCUGAUAAGCACCUUUCUCAUGUUCCUUCACCAUUGUUACUAAUUUUAAAGUGUAAUUUCUUUAAUAUUCUUUUUUGUUGUUGUUGAUUUUAAAAUGUUUAAUGCUGAACUGAGAGGGAAUCCUCAUAGGACAGAUAAUCUUGAUGUUAUUAUACUAUUGGGGACCAUUCUUUGUCUAAUUUAUGUCACAAAGCCAAUGUGACUUUUUUUUCUUUUUUGAGGGAGGGAUAUUUAUAUUGCAUUUCAUAAUAUAUGUUUCCAAUAAUUGUCAAUAAUCUUGUAUUUUAAUCUUUCAAUUAAUUUGCUUUGAACCUUUUAGUUUUUAAGUGGUUGCAAUUUUUGAAUCCGGGUGAAUGGUUAUAUGUUUGUGUGAACGUGUCAGCCAGUUCAUUUUUGGUUUCCUUUAUGUACUGUAAUGUUUUGUUUUGUUUUGAUGCAAAGAACUUCUCAUUGUGUCUCACAUCCGUGUGCUUAGGCAUGUUUUAGCACCUUCGAACGUUAUUUUUUACAUGUGUACUAUUGAAUGUAUCUCCCAUAUGACUCACUUUACAGUCAUUAUUCCAUUCACCUCUCAAAACAUAACUUCUCUAAGUUUAAAACUACAUCAUUAAAAUCUUUCUUUUGUCAAUGCA
This is a messenger RNA of Pimephales promelas (fathead minnow), 4914 nucleotides long. RefSeq names its product PDZ domain containing 8 (gene pdzd8). The record is from RefSeq and is a predicted model, not a curated record. Gene Ontology annotation, cellular component: mitochondria-associated endoplasmic reticulum membrane contact site. Gene Ontology annotation, molecular function: protein binding; lipid binding. Lineage: Eukaryota; Metazoa; Chordata; Actinopteri; Cypriniformes; Leuciscidae. Gene Ontology annotation, biological process: mitochondrial calcium ion homeostasis.